Brassica oleracea var. oleracea is the source of this 1724-nucleotide messenger RNA. RefSeq names its product UDP-glycosyltransferase 71B2-like. The coding region runs from base 169 to 1602 and encodes 477 amino acids. The transcript has a single exon. Gene Ontology annotation, molecular function: UDP-glycosyltransferase activity. Lineage: Eukaryota; Viridiplantae; Streptophyta; Magnoliopsida; Brassicales; Brassicaceae. The record is from RefSeq and is a predicted model, not a curated record.
AAAUGUUCAGAAAAAUAGUCGGAUAUUUUCUGUUGACUCCAGAACGUUGUAUAUAAAAAAUCAUAAGAUUGUGCAAUUGUGAAGAAAAGUAAUUAAAAAUAGAGUUUCUCUAAGAACAUACUCUCCUUCAACUUUUUCCAACCACUAAAGCAAUACCGAAGAAACAAAAUGAAACUGGAGCUAGUCCUCAUACCAUCAGCUACUCACGGCCACCUCCCGCCAUUAGUUGAGUUUUCUAAGCUCCUCGUCGACGGCCAUGACCAUCUCUCCGUCACCGUCAUCAUCAUCCCUCCCAGGCAAGAACUUCAUACGCCAAGCCUUUCCUCUUACAUCUCUUCUCUCUCCACUACCUCUAGAGACCGGCUACGCUUCAUUAUCCUAUCCCAUGCCGAUAGAUCAACCAAUGCUGACACCGAGCCGUAUUCACUCUCCUACACGGAGAGUUAUAAACCGUCGAUGAAAGCCACGGUAGCUAAACUUACUGACCCGGUCCGACCGGGUUUGAGUAAGCUUGUUGGGUUCGUGGUGGACAUGUUCAGCACGCAAAUGAUCGAUGUUGCCAACGAGUUCGACGUCCCAAGUUACCUGUUCUAUCCUUCCAGUGCAGCGUUUCUUGGCUUGCAGGUUCGUAUGCAAUAUCUUUGCGACGUUGAGAAGUACGACGUGGGCGAGUUGAAAGACUCGGACACUGAGUUGGAAGUCCCGUUCCUGACUCGUCCUUUACCCGCAAAGUGCGUCCCCUCCGUGAUAGUAAACAACGAGUUACCCGUUGUUUUGAGCCACGCCAGAAGAUUCCAAGAAACGAAGGGAAUUUUGAUAGAUACGUUUGCUGAGUUGGAGCCUCAAGCUGUGAAGUUCAUCUCCGGCGGAGAUAGUCCUCUCCCCACGGUGUACGCAGUGGGACCGGUUGGUCUAGGUUCGGUCGACGAUAAGCAAACGGAGAUCCUUAGGUGGCUCGAUGAUCAGCCGCACAGUUCCGUUGUGUUCCUCUGCUUCGGGAGCAUGGGAGGUUUCAGUGAGGAACAAGCUAAGGAGAUAGCAAUCGCGCUUGAACGAAGUGGCUACCGUUUCAUCUGGUGUCUUCGCCGUGCUGCACCAACGGGACCUCCUAGAGAGUUUACAAAUCUUGAGAAGGUUCUUCCUGAGGGGUUCCUAGAACGGACAAAGGAGAUAGGGAAGGUUAUAAGUUGGGCCCCACAGAGGGCCGUCCUGGCGAGUCCUACCAUUGGAGGGUUUGUGUCGCACUGUGGUUGGAACUCGAUACUGGAAAGUGUAUGGUUCGGAGUUCCGGUUGCCACGUGGCCGCUUUAUGCGGAGCAACAGCUGAACGCAUUCGAGAUGGUGGAGGAGAUGGGGCUAGCGGUGGAGAUUAGGAACCAUUUCCAAGGAGAGUAUAUGGCGGCGGAGGAGACAAGAACGGAGUUGAUAACAGCGGAGGAGAUAGAGAGAAAAAUUGUGUGCUUGAUGAAGAAGGAUAGCGACGUGAGAGAUAGAGUGCAGAAGAUGAGUGAGAAGAGUCGCGUGGCGGUAAUGGACGGUGGAUCUUCCCACGAUGCUCUUGUAAAGUUUAUUCAAGACGUCACUGACAAUAUCUAUGGCUAGAGUUGAAUUUUCAAGAUCUUAUUUGGCGACCAUUCUAGUUGUGUAAGUUAUGGCAACCAUGCUAUUUUUCUUAUGUAGUAAUUAUAAAAUUCUGGUGGAAGUGAUUACAACAUUUGGAGAAA